GAGGAAGAGAUAUGGGACAUCUCCAAGCAAGUAGAAAUGACCAUAGAGACCAUUCACAUCUUGAGGAAAGACCUCAGUAAAGCAAAGGAAUAUGCGUCUCAGAUCAAAAGCCAGAUUACUAAAGAUUUCUGUUGCAUGAAGGAAUAUGUUGAAAGACAGGAGAGAAACACACUGACAUACAUUGAACAAGAGCAAAAAGCAGCUCAACAGAAAAUGGAAGAGACUAUUCACCAGCUCUGUGUUGAAGUGAGCGAGCUCACAGACAUCAAAGCCCAAACGAGUAACUUACCUGAGAGACAUAAUUACGAAGGCUCACCUUCAACAAUGAAUAAAAUUACACUCGAUGAGAAGCUUGAUGUUGUCAAAAGUGCUGUAGAAGAUCUUAAGAGAAAGUUGGAAUUUCUACUUUUGGAGAAGUAUGCUCGGCAGUUCCCACCAGUGCAACCUCCAGAUUUGUAUCAGGAGACAAAUGUCUGCUCAUUAUCUCCAGAGCCUGCAGCUAAAAAUCCAGAAACAAUGAUUUCAAGCCGGUUUUCUCAGUGGGCAGAAGAUGUGACUUUUGAUCUCACACGAGUGUAUGAGCGCUUAGCAGUCACAGCCCAGAACAGGAAAGUAAUGGUUUCCAGCCACCUGACUGGUUAUGAACCAUCGCCCAAGAGAUUCUGCAUCAGCCAAGUGAUGUGUUCGCAGAGCUUCUCUACCGGGUGCCACUACUGGGAAGUCAUUACUGAGCACAGUGAUGGAUGGGCUGUUGGAGUUGCUCAUGAAAUGAUUGGUAGAAGGCACAAAUUAGGAAGAACAGAGCAUUCCUGGUGUGUAGAGUGGCUAGGUGCCAAAAAGCAGCUGUCAGCAUGGCACAGGGAUCAAGAAACAUUAUUACACAAUGAUAAACCAUUGAAGGUUGGAGUUUUCCUGGAGCUACAAAAGAAGACCGUGUCAUUUUACUCCAUCACUGACAAAGAAAUGCUUUUGCAUACAUUUGAAAUCAAUACCUCAAAUCCUCUUUACCCUGCUUUCUGGCUAUAUAGUCUAGAAAGAAAUGGAUCUUUAACUAUAAGUCAUACGAACAGGAGGUAA
Pelecanus crispus (Dalmatian pelican) is the source of this 1077-nucleotide messenger RNA. The record is from RefSeq and is a predicted model, not a curated record. NCBI's taxonomy places the organism in Eukaryota, Metazoa, Chordata, Aves, Pelecaniformes, Pelecanidae.